Molecule: messenger RNA, 420 nt
Organism: Polistes dominula (European paper wasp)
Lineage: Eukaryota; Metazoa; Arthropoda; Insecta; Hymenoptera; Vespidae
Gene: btn
Product: buttonless
Biological process (GO): positive regulation of transcription by RNA polymerase II
Cellular component (GO): nucleus
Molecular function (GO): RNA polymerase II cis-regulatory region sequence-specific DNA binding; DNA-binding transcription factor activity, RNA polymerase II-specific
Source: RefSeq, a predicted model, not a curated record
AUGUUACACUUUCCAAGAAAUUUACAAAGUAACGUAACAGAUAACGAAAGAGAUACCAAGUUUCAAACUUGGCCAACAACUAACGCUCAAUCACAAGUGGAUCAUCUUCUAAACUUUUCUUACGAUGAAGAAGAAGAAGAAGAAUCACGAAUCAUCGAUCACGAAAAUAGAAGAACAUCAAAUAAUACAGUUGACAGACCUCGCAAAGAGAGGACAGCAUUCACGAAGCAACAAGUGUGUUAUUUAGAAAAUGAAUUUGCACAUGGCAAUUAUUUGACACGUUUACGACGAUAUGAGAUAGCUGUUGCAUUGGGUUUAACAGAUCGUCAAGUUAAGGUAUGGUUUCAAAAUAGACGAAUGAAGUGGAAAAGAACUAAAGGAAAUGCAGUUAAUUUACAAAACUGUAAAACGCUUUCUUGA